Kockovaella imperatae is the source of this 1539-nucleotide messenger RNA. RefSeq lists its product as hypothetical. The record is from RefSeq and is a predicted model, not a curated record. The coding region runs from base 48 to 1466 and encodes 472 amino acids. NCBI's taxonomy places the organism in Eukaryota, Fungi, Basidiomycota, Tremellomycetes, Tremellales, Cuniculitremaceae. The transcript has 2 exons.
UACACUCGCUGCAGGCUGGGCAGUGUUCGGAUUGGACUAUUGACACGAUGGGACAAACAAAGCCUGAAUACCUCCAACCCUAUACAUCGGCUGCACCAUCGCACUAUCUUCGUCACAAGAAUGGCUGGCCACAUUUCAUCACCUUUGUACUGAGCUUCUCUAGCGACGAUGCACCUUCGAUGCCAUUCCUGAGGAAGAGACUGGAAGAUAUGCAGGUCAGGUAUCCGGAUACCAGACUGUCACUGGUUGAAAGACCCCGACCCGAGUCGCAUACACUCUACUGGAGUCCUGUUAGCUGGCAUCAACAAGAUGAUGCAUGGCCAAUCAAUCACAUCUUACAGGAGCUCGACUCUGCUCCAGCCUCUUCUCUGGACGCUUAUCGAAUCGCUAUCCAUCUGGCCGAACAACGAUCGCUGGUCGAUUGUCCUCUAUUCGUUGUCCAUCGCCUGGUCGGCCCUAGACAGACAUUCAUCUGCUUAUCGGUAUCUCAUACGCUCACUGAUGGCAUCGGAGCCAGCAACAUGUUACGUGCCAUCAUUGAACCGGAAUUAGAGCAGUUUUCAGAUGAAUCUCAAAAGGGAUUCUUCAAUGGCAACCUCGGCAAGCCUCCGCAGGUGGCGCCCUUGAAGCCCUACGAGCCGUUCAAGCCGGACAUCAAAGGGGAAAACCGUGACGAUUUGGCUAAGAAGGAUGCUCCCAUAUGGCCGGCGUCAGCCGAUGAUUUCAAGAUACACCCAUCUUCAGAUCUGCCAUCGCAAUUCGUGGACGUACACUUCUCCGCAGAUACAAUCAAAUCGCUUUCAACAAAGGCAAAAAGUGUGCAGAUAGCCACACUCAAUACCGUUUUCCUGUCUACCUUCGUCAUGGCUGUCAUAGAGGUCAUGGGCAUCAAAGACAGACGCCUCCAGUCUGUCGUACCCGUCUCGUUCCGGAAGAAAGCCGAGAAUCCGCUUUUCUUUGGCUCGUUCACCACCGCCCUGGACAUCAUCACCCAUUGCACUCCGAAGACGUCCACUUGGAGCUUUAUUAGGGAGUUCAGCGUACCUGCCAAUAAGCAGGUAGCGGAGGCGAUAGAAGCACGACAGAAGCCCAAGGUGGAUGACGAUCGGAAAACCAAGAGUCCUGUGUUCGAUGCGGAAUCUGCGAUGCAACGAGACCUCGAUAGGUUAAAAUCGGAUGCCGCUUAUAUGGACAGCAUCGUUUGGAGUAAUUUGGCAAGAUUGAGUUGGCUAGAUAAUGUUCAUGGUUGUAACGACGUGCUAUGGGGUCAGAGCACUGCCAUGUUCUUCGCCCCGAUCUGUAUGAGUGUAGUGGGAUGGAAAGGAGGAAUGAGGAGCGUCUGUGGCUUCAAGGAGGGGUCCGGUUUCACCAGUGAGCAGGUGGCGACCAUCAUCGCUCGAUGGGAGGAGAUAGUACAGGAGGCUGUCGAUGCCGACGUGAAGGGCGAUGUUUUGGAUGUUCCAUGAGCAUAUGAUCAGUAUGGUAGUCGUCCCGGAGGAUCUUUUGGUGAACCGCAUGCAUGAUAAUAGUAUCACUGCC